AUGAACGACGCCAUACUUCUUGGUGAGUCUACCCUUACCUAGGGUUUGGACAAGCUGAGAGUUAUAGUAAGAGCACUCAACUAAAGCGUACGUACUAUGGAGAACACCCUGGACUAUCAAAUUAAACAUGAAGAUUUCUACUCUGAAACUUUGAACCAGGUGUAUCAAGAAAGAAUCGAGGCCCGCCUACUGGAACUCAAACAAAUGGAAGAGAAGCGGAAAUCUCCAUACAGGACUACUGCAACACCAGAAGAACUUUUAAGAACAUUGGAUUAGACAGUAGAAGACCUACUUAACAGAACUCCUUUUAGAGUCUUAGUGUUCAGUGAAUUUAGUACUGCUCUCCGGAUUUGCCGUAAAACGAACACCGAACACAUUUUCCUGGCUAAGUACAAUAAGCUUUGUGAAGCCUACUGCAAUGUUGACAACGUAAGCAAAGAAGUAGAGCUCAAGGCCUAAAGUCAGGGUGAUGAAAAUCCCCUUAAACUAUAAAAGGCUAAUCAUGGGUAAUUAAUGGCAAUUAUUUCUGACGAGAAUCUGACUCAAAGUCAAAUUGAAAGCCAGACUCUGCUAAAAUUAUCUGAGGUAAGCUCAAUAAUUAUUUAGGAUGAGAGUUUCAUCGAAGCUGCUGUACCUACACAAACCAAGGUCAGCUAUGCUUCUAUACUAGCUUAAGUCUAGAAAACUCAGAGUCAAUCCCAUGAACCAUCAGACCCCUCACAUGGAAUCCUCCACACUAAUCUAAAGCGUAUAUUGGAUUUCACCUUAGAAUAGGCCCAGCCAUACUAAUCUUCACUGCUGGGUGUGAGGCCGCAUUUUUUCUGGUAAAUGAAAAGAAAGAAAGAGUCUGAAUAAAGAAUACAAGUCCUCGAUGAAUAAUUCACCAUGAAUCCCUCUCUAGAGGAAAUCAGGGAUUCUAUCUACUCUAAAGAUCCCAGGCUUUUGUAGGCAAUUGAGUCAAUUUACUAUAACUAACUACUCAGCGGAUAAGUCCUGCUCCUAGGCACCAUCAGACACUAGAGUAGUCUAUUAAUAACAGAGAGUCAAACAAAACAGACAUUCGUAACAACAGGAAAGACUCUAAGUAAACCUUAAGACCUUCUUUAAGGAAGGCACGUAUUUGAAUGGUGGCAAGAAUAAGGUAAGACCACUUAGUUAAUUUAGGGUGAAAUUACUAAUUCCCCUAUUUCCCUACUGAAACCUUAAGACCUCCGUGCAGGCAGGUAUAUAUUCGAAUGGUGGUAAGACCUACUCAUAGGCACACAGUAUUAAAGUAUGGUUCAGCCAAUUCAUGUAUAAGCCUGUAAUUUGUUUCUAAGGUUCUAAUAGCAAAUUUACAGUGGUCUGACCAUCAGAAGAUUUAGUAUGUCCUCGGGUAUUUCGGACUACUAUAUAAUAGAGGAGGCAUAAUUCCCUCUACUGACUAUAAUUUCCCCUACUGUGUUCAGUAUCAUUACAUAAUAUAAGGGUAAAGAGACCGUUUCACAGAGCAACCUUUGUCUUUCUGUCUCUGUGCUUUCAGCUAUUUUUUAGUACGAUUUGUCCAUUUUCCCUGCGAGGUAUCUGCGACCUCUUUGA
This is a messenger RNA of Stylonychia lemnae, 1578 nucleotides long. Lineage: Eukaryota; Ciliophora; Spirotrichea; Sporadotrichida; Oxytrichidae. The record is from the annotation of a GenBank genome assembly.